Messenger RNA from Myzus persicae (green peach aphid), 1814 nucleotides. RefSeq names its product glycine-rich cell wall structural protein-like. The record is from RefSeq and is a predicted model, not a curated record. The transcript has 4 exons. The coding region runs from base 169 to 1626 and encodes 485 amino acids. NCBI's taxonomy places the organism in Eukaryota, Metazoa, Arthropoda, Insecta, Hemiptera, Aphididae.
CCAGUUGGGUUUACUCACAUGUUCGCCGGUGAUUUUGAUAACCACAAGUACCCUAUAUAAUAUCGGUUGUACGUUUCGGUGUAGACUUUGUUGCCAUACACGGGAGUAUAGCAAAUAAUAUCUGUCGAGACGUUCUUGCCAUCCGACAAUAAUACAAUUGUAUUCAACAUGGGCACUUUAUCAAUCGUAGUUUUCUGCUUCCUUGCAAUCGCCUGCACAUUCGACCCCACAUGUGCAACAUUCGGAAAAAAGGAACAUGUACAUAUUCGUGUUCAUGUGCCAACCAUCGUAAAGGAAGUUUACGUAAAAAAACCAGUUCACCAUCACGAACACCAUGAUGAUCAUUAUUCUGGUCACGAUGAUCAUGGUAGUUCAUCUGGUGGUUACGGAGGAUCCUCCAGUAGUUAUGGUAGUGGUGGAGAUGAUUCGUAUAGUGGCCAUGGGGCUUCUGGUAUUUAUGAUUCUGGAUCAAGUGGACAUGGCGGUAGUAGCUAUGACGAUAGUUCAUCAAGCAGUUAUAGUAGCGGACCGUCUUCGUCCGAUGACUAUAGUUCCAGUGAUCAUGGAUCAGGUGGAUACGGUGGAUCAUCCGGUGGUUACAGCGGUUCAUCAGGAUUCGGCGGAUCUUCCGGUGGUUAUGGUGGUUCAUCAGGAGGAUAUGGUGGAUCUUCCGGUGGUCAUGGUGGUUUAGCAGGAGGAUUCGGUGGAUCUUCCGGUAGUUAUGGUGGUUCAUCAGGAGGAUAUGGUGGUUCAUCAGGAGGAUUUGGUGGAUCUUCCGGUGGAUAUGGCGGUUCAUCAGGAGGAUAUGGCGGAUCUUCCGGUAGUCAUGGUGAUUUCGGAGGAUCUUCCGGUGGAUAUGGUGGUUCAUCUGGAGGAUUCGGUGGAUCUUCCGGCGGAUAUGGUGGUUCAUCAGGAGGAUAUGGUGGAUCAUCCGGUGGUCAUGGUGGCUUAUCAGGAGGAUUUGGCGGAUCUUCCGGUGGAUAUGGUGGUUCAUCAGGAGGAUAUGGUGGAUCUUCCGGCGGCCACGGUGGUUCGUUAGGAGGCUACAGUGGUGGUUCCUUAGGAAGCUAUGGAAGUUCUUCAGGAAAAUAUGGUGGUUCAUCAAGUGGAAUUUUAUUUAGUGGAUAUUCUGCUAGUAAUCAUAAAGGAUCAUCUGGUGGAUAUGGAGGAAGUUCAUCUGGUGGAUAUGGAGGCAGCUCAUUUGGAGGACACGGAGGAAGUUCGUCAGGAGGAUACGGAGGAAGUUCGUCAGGAGGAUACGGAGGAAGUUCGUCAGGAGGACACGGAGGAAGCUCAUCUGGAGGAUAUGGUGGAAGUUCAGGAGGUGGAUACGGGGGUAGUUCAUUUGGUGGACAUGGUGGAAGUUCUUCUGGAGGAUAUGGAGGAAGUUCAGGAGGUGGAUAUGGUGGAAGUUCAUUAGGAGGACACGGAGGUAGCUCAUCUGGAGGAUAUGGUGGAAGUUCAUUNGGAAGUUCUUCUGGAGGAUAUGGAGGAAGUUCGGGAGGUUUUGGAGGCUACUCAGGUGGUAAUGACCAUGGUUCCAGCUCUGGUGGAGACAGUUACUCAGCCCCAGGACAGGAUAGCUUUGGACCAGCAGGGGAAAGUUUUCCUUAUACUAAAAAAUGAGCCACUGUAAAAUUUCAAAAAAAAUACGUUAUUUUUUAACAUUUAAUUUUAAUUUUGUUUUAUUGUUACAUACGUUAUUGCUAUUGAUUUGUAUCUAACAUGGAAACAAUUGUGAAAUGUUUCCAUUUUCUAAGACUGACUUAUCUGUUUUUAUUAAUAAAUAUAAAAAUAAACACAUUUUAUUAGAA